Cladocopium goreaui is the source of this 4296-nucleotide messenger RNA. Lineage: Eukaryota; Dinophyceae; Suessiales; Symbiodiniaceae. The record is from the annotation of a GenBank genome assembly.
AUGUCACUGUCUAGAUCUACAUCUCAUGGCAGUAGUUCUUGCAGUUCGGUCAUCAAAGCGCUUCGAUGGCUAUUGAAAUCAGCAGAGGUGGGUUGUUUACAGGUGGUGCAUUCAGUUCUUAUUGGAACCUUUCUGAACCAGAAGGUGCCCAGGGACAGGAAACAAGCCCCUCCUCUGCCUCUGUGGGCAUUGGUGCAGUGGGAGCGUCGUGUGCUCAUGUCCAACUGCACGGUAUUGGAAACUAUUUUACUGGGUACAUUUUUAUUGAUGGCCUGGGGAUCCCUUCGUUUCUCCGACGCGCAAAGGUUAGACCUCCAAAAGAUCAUCUAUCACGAUGGUACCAUGAGAGGGGUGAUAUGGCGCUCAAAGACAGCAGUCAGCGGCAUGCCCCUAGCAGUGGCGGCGGAGGGUUUCCUCAGCAAAGGCUCCCACAACUGGUUGUGGAAGUUUUUGACCGUUUUGGAUACGGUAUUGGCCAAAUCAGGCCUCUCUGAUGUUGAUUUUCUUCUUCCACUGAUGGACGAGGAUGGACCAAUUUAUCCAUUGCAACCGAUGGAUUAUGCCACAGCGUUAUUUUACUUACGGAAAUUUUUGGGUUGCCCAUGGAGUCAAAGACCAGAUCCCUUGCAGCAUUUGAAAUUAAACUUCACUUUGCACUCCCUCAAAGCGACGUUAUUGUCGUGGGGACCGCAGCUGCAUGAAAAGGUCACCCCGGAACAGCGUUUGUCUCAGGGACACCAUUCGGAUCCCAAUAGCAGUUUGGACACAUACUCACGUGACGUGGUGUGGACGUCCUUGACGUAUCAGCGCAAGAUGAUACAAGAGGUUCAGAGUGGAUGGCGUCCAGCCAUUGCCCAACAUCGGGGUAGAAUGGUCGUCUUCUACUCCUUUGUCGGCAUUCCAAAAGGCGUGCCUCCGUACGGCAUUUCAGCGAUGAAACAAAAAUUCAUGGCCAACUAUCCAUCGGAGUUGAUCCAUGCAGACCUUUUUCCAUCGACCAGAUUAGUGAGCUUGGUUCAUGACCAGCUCUCCAAGAAGGUUUGGAAAUGGGUGCCAUGGAAGUAUCGCAUCUCUCUCACCAGGUCAGAGGAGAUUUCUAGCAAUCGAGCUCAGAAGAUGCCAAAAAUUGAUCACCUGGGGUUACACUCCUUAUUAUUUGAUGAUCCUCCCUCCAUCGACGUGUCCAACAACGCCAUGGGGGUGAACUCGAUUCGCAAUAUGCUCGAGGUUCAUGAUCGGGCCAUUGCCUUGUGCCAAGGCGCUCACCUCGCCAAUCUCAAGGCCUAUACCCACAAAUUCAUCGGGUUUUUGACCGCCAAGUAUGAUGGAGAUUUACGUAACCCCAGUGUAUUGGAGGCUCAACAUGCAGACCAAAAAAUUUGGACGGUCAUUGCCGAGCUCAUGGAACGAGGUAAAGGCCAAGGGAAGUCAAAGGGCAAGCAGAAUUCCGGGAAAUCCAAGGGCAAGGUCCAAUGGCUCACGGAGAUUCAACGGGAUGGUGGUUUCAAGCAACUCUGCAUGCGAUAUCAGGUGGGCAAGUGUCAGACUCCCAACUGUUUCACCAUGCAUGAUCCAUUCAAUGAGAUUGACUCCGUGGAGACUCUCCCAGUGCAUGAAGCGGACCCAGUUCAAGACUUUGCUCCACCUAGUGAUAGUUUUACCCGGGGCCGUUUGUCCCAACCCGAGCAGGCGAAUGCGGUUGGUUAUGGAGCGGCCAGCCCUUCCUGCUGUGAAUAUAGCAGACUCAAACUUCGAGAUGAUGAUGGUCCCAAGGCUCUACGAUCACCAGAGCACUUGUCCGGUCUGCCCAAUCUCACACCCUGGGAACUGCAACGUGUACAAGAGAGCUUUAUGAUGCUCUCUCGCUGUGUCGAGGUCCUCACCCUGGUUUUUCAAGCAGGUCUCCGAGACGAUUCUGGUGCUUUUGCCAGUCGGGCGACGGCACAAUACCCACAGAAACUGGCACAAUUAUUUGCCAACCUCGUGGCCCCAUUACUGGACACAUCAGCGUUGGACCUACAAUGGUCAUCUUUGGAUGCCCUCAUGCCAACCAAGCACCUGUCAGAGUAUCCAUUUGCGCAAGUCGAUGGGGGUGGAGCUUUUUCCCACCCGGACUGGAGUCAGGAUAAUCGUCAAGAACACGACUGGUUCAAGAUGCUCCGCACUUCGUGGAUGAACAGGAUCAUCUCUGAGCGAUUGGAUAAGAUCCUACUUGCGCAUGUGGCGUCGGGCAACCCUUCACCUCCUUUUUCGAUGGAAACUCUGACUCCAUUCAAGGAUGAUCUGGAGAAAUUCUUGGAGGCACAUGGACAUACACCAGAUUGGUCAGUUCGACAACAUCAACCAAUACAUCUUCAUAUUUUACAUUCUUUACAAAGGAUUAUGCAUGACGUCGAUUUUACAUUAUUACCCAGUUUAUUGGAAGGUGUUCGAACUGGUUUUUCCGAGGCAAUUCCUCCGUCGGGUAUUUUUCCACCCAAAGACCGUACGGAUAUAGAACCCGAUCCAUUGUCAGCUCACCUCUCCAACUGGCAGAGUGCUGAAGAAGAUCUACCAUUAACCCGAGAACUGGUUCAGGAAGAAAUUGAUAAGGGAUGGGUUUUUUCAUAUCAAGGUUCUUUGGAAGAAGCACAACAAGAAUAUCCGGCCGGAGUUGCUAUUGGAAAAUUGGGAGUGGCUCGCUCCGAUAGUCGAGCCCCCCGAUUAGUUGUAGACUCCAGCGUAUGCGGCCUCAACGGUCGGUGUAUCAUACCGGAGAGGUCCACCCUCCCGACUGCCAAGGAGGUGUUACGUAGCUACCCUCUACGUCAGUGUCAGAGGAAUCUAAUGGGCUUUUCUUUAGACGUUAAGGCUGCUCAUAAAAGAAUAGUUCUACAUCCGGACGAAUGCGGAUUGGUAGGCUUUUCGUUAGAAGGACAGCUCUUCUUCUAUAGAGUUACCCCAUUUGGUGCAGUUUUCUCUGCCUUUUGGUGGGCGAGAUUGGGUGAACUCCUUCUCCGUAUAUUUCACCACUUGAUCUGGUUGAGUCACGCGGGAUUUCUAUAUGUGGAUGACUUCUUAUUCUUUAUGGAAGCCAACAUGAUGCCGCUGUCAGCCACAUUGUUGUGUAUUUUUUGCCAGCUUUUGGAAAUUCCUAUCAGCUGGAAGAAGACGGCCAUGCACUCUUCCAUUGACUAUAUUGGCUGGAAAUUCAAUUUCAAUGCAGGUAUCGUGACAAUCCCCAUUGAAAAGAUCCUCAAACUCCGAGGAUACAUCGAACAUCUUAUUUCCCAGCCACGAACUACUCGCAAGUCUUUGGAGAAACUUAUUGGCCUGGCAAUGUGGAUUACUCAAUUAUUUCCCCUCAUGCGGAUCUGGAUCCACUAUUGGUACCACGACCUCUACACCAUCCCGGCGACACAUUUCAGUAUUGAUGCUGGUACAUGGCCUCGCAUUCAUCAAUAUUUAACACCUAAUUUGACUUUUCAUACAGCACCUUUAGGCUCCGCUAUACCUAUUUCAGGCAAGCUCAUUGCAGUUCGACAUCAAGCGGUAUCCUCAUUGGCGGAUCUGACAUCGUUACAUAUCAAAACUGAUAACAGGAUUUGGCUAAGGAUUAUCAAUCCGAAUUCCUCCAAACGCAAGCUUCGUCCUGAUUCUCUUCGCAUUUUGAAGUUAUUUGAACAUUGGCUGAUGGGUGUCUCUCCAUCUCGACCAAUGAGAGCGAAGCCAUACUGGAAUGGCGUUGCGGCAGCCGAUGCAUGUGCAUCGGGUUCCUAUUGCCAAAUUGGAGGUUUCAUCCGUCAUCCUUCAGGAGUUCAAUUUUGGUUUUCUGAGAAAUUUUCCCAUGCUGAUUUUGACAUUUUGUCAAUUCAUUUAGACCCAAAUAUGCAACGAAGCAUUGCUUCAUUUGAAACUUUAGCUCAAAUUGCGUUAGUUUGGCUGGUGGCCACAUCUUUUCCUGGUUUUCGUAUUCCCAUUUGCGUGAAAUCUUUGAGCGACAAUACGGGAGCAGAGAGCGUGAGCAACAAAUUAUUCACUACGACUCAUCCUCUAUGUCUCUUUGUCGAGAUCCUCACGUGCCUGGCUUCGACAACGGGUAUUGAAUUGGAUGUGAGCCAUAUUCCUGGCGCGGACAAUGUCAUAGCGGAUGAUCUGAGCCGAUGGGACUUUUCCACUCCCAUCCCACAUGAUUUUCAACCAAGUGAAAGGAUUCAUCUUUCACUCAAUCAACUAUUUCGUUGUUCACCUCACCCAACAUUGCAUCCUCCUGAUUCAAAACUCCUUUGGAAACUCCCACAUCCUCUUGCGAUGUGA